Molecule: messenger RNA, 501 nt
Organism: Cannabis sativa
Lineage: Eukaryota; Viridiplantae; Streptophyta; Magnoliopsida; Rosales; Cannabaceae
Exons: 1
Coding region: 1-501 (166 amino acids)
Source: RefSeq, a predicted model, not a curated record
AUGUCGGUCUUUCUUCUCCCUGUUGAUACAUGCAACAAACUUGAAGGGAUGAUGUCCAAGUUUUGGUGGCGUUCUGAUAGUUCAAAGUCGCAUGGUGUCCAUUGGAAGAGUUGGCAGAAUUUAACAAAGCAUAAGCAUUUUGGUGGUAUGGGCAUUCGAGAUUUAAGAGAUUUUAAUCUCUCUAUGUUGGGUAAGCAAGCUUGGCAGUUGGUUGUGAAUGAGUCUUCUCUUGUAAGUCGUUUAUACAAGGCUCGGUAUUUUCCCCGAGGUUCUUUCUUCAAUGCUGAACUUGGUAACAAUCCAAGUUUUAUUUGGAAAAGUAUUCUUGAAACUCAGAAGUUAAUUUUGUCUGGGGUUCGGUGCAACAUAGGGCCUGGUACUUCAAUUGAUAUUCAGCGGGAUCCUUGGUUUCCUGACGCAUUCAAUCCCUUUGUGACGUUGCAUUUGGUGGGGUUAGAUGAUUGUCAAGUUGCUAGUCUGAUGGAGGUUAAUGAUAGAUGA